This is a messenger RNA of Ceratitis capitata (Mediterranean fruit fly), 2302 nucleotides long. RefSeq names its product prostaglandin E2 receptor EP2 subtype. Gene Ontology annotation, biological process: inflammatory response; positive regulation of cytosolic calcium ion concentration; adenylate cyclase-activating G protein-coupled receptor signaling pathway. Gene Ontology annotation, molecular function: G protein-coupled receptor activity. Lineage: Eukaryota; Metazoa; Arthropoda; Insecta; Diptera; Tephritidae. The transcript is spliced from 6 exons. Gene Ontology annotation, cellular component: plasma membrane. The coding region runs from base 726 to 1994 and encodes 422 amino acids. The record is from RefSeq and is a predicted model, not a curated record.
CGAUUCGUUAUCACUGCCGCUGCGCUUUUGCCACUUUAUUAGUGUUUUCUUCUUUCAAUUAGUUCGUCUUUAUAUUGUAAAAAAACACUUCGGCAGUCGGCUACGCUCUGUCGCUGUCAAUCUACUGGUUGUGCUGUUAUCGCCGUUGACGUCGUCGUCGGCUACGCUGUGGCGCUGUUGCUCUGUUAUUGUAUGCUGGCCACCGGCAUUUGCUCCAGCAGCUUUAUAGACUCGGCUGCACUACCGGCAGGUCGUUAAUAACAUUCCAGCAGCACACGUUCAGGCAGUACGCCACGAGACGCGCUAACGAUUGGUUGUUGAAAACAUUUCAAGUGCGCACAAACAGCGUUAAUGUAAAUGAAAGAAAAACAGCGGUUGGCAAGGCGAGAUUUUUCCAACGAGCAUUUCUUUUCUGUUUUGUGCAAAAGUUGGAAUUACAAUUUGAUGAAAAUUUGGUGGAUGAAAGAAAAAAAAAUAAAAAGAUUUAAAUAAUCUAGAAAAUUUAAAAAUAAAAAUCAAAAAAAAAUUUUUAAAUUAUUACCAAAUAAUAUUAUAAUUAAUGAUAUAAAGAUUUCUGAACGUUUAAGCUGUAUGAAAAGUUGUUCGCUGGCUGAUUAAAAAUUUUUUCUCUAUAAAUGCGUGAAAUAAAUCUGAUUAUAUUUUGUUUGUAUGCACAUUUGUACAAAUGUUAAAUUAAAAACAAUGUGUUUUGUUUGUUUUGUUCAAUGUGUUCCGUAAAAACUAUGCAAAUACUGACAAGUGUUCAAAAAACAAACAACAAAUAUUCAAACAUGGAAAAUUCAAGUAUUCUAUCUUUGAUCUCCACUGAAGUGGAAGAAUCCACAAACGAUUUCGCAUGGAAUGCGAAUAGUACAACCGAAUCAACGCCCAGCAUUAUGGCUCAACCGCUGGCGCUCUAUCACAAUCGACGACGUUUCUUAUUUAGCGGUAUUGUACUAAUGCUCGGCGUAAUUGGCAAUUCAUUGGCGUUGAUCAUUUUGGCGCGCAAAAAGGCGACAAAGAAUAGUAAAUAUACGUUAAUGUUGCGUUGCUUGGCUUCAAAUAACCUUAUCGGCCUGCUGGGUAUGUUAUCAACGAUGCUGCUGAAAAUUUACAUACCCGAGGAUAAGUUCAAGGCCUACGUGCGUUGGGAUUGUACAUUGAAGGUGUUGUGUCGCUUCUUCGGGCUCAGUUCCGGUUGCAUUGCGGCGGUCAUGGCCAUCGAACGGUUUAUGGCAUUGGCAAGACCAUUCAUCUAUCAUAAGCACAUCACAUACGAACUCGUACGUAAAACCAUCAAUUCACUGGUGCUUAUUGCGGUCGUUAUCACCUUUUUACCAUUCACCGGCUUUGGCGCCUACAUCGAUGAGAGUGACCCAGAAAAUCCGAAAUGUUUGCGAUAUCGUGAUGCUGAAGGUUUCUGGAAUAAAGCAUAUUCGGUGUUGUUUAUGCUUUUUGGCAUUCUUUUGUGUGUCGUAAUUGUUGGUUGCAAUUUAUUCGUGACACGCGUACUCUGUUUCAUCGGGCGGACGCGCACCACCAAGCGGCACAUGCACUAUGAUCUUGUGAAUCGCGAGAAGGGCAGCACCAGCCGCAUCGAGGGUGAUCCAAACAGCGGCUCAGCAUUGUAUCAUCACAGUAAUAGUGUCACAAUGACAGCAGACGCAUCACCGGAUGAAAUUAAAUUUGCCAAAUUAAUGGCCUUCCUUAGCAUCUCCUUCGUCAUCUGUUGGAUGCCGCAACUGAUUGCUAUACCACUGGCCAUUUUACCGAAUCGUGUGCCCAAGGCACAUCCAUUCUUCAUCUUGGCCGAUGUGCUGAUGGCGUUGCAUUUCACCUCAGAUCCGUACAUUUACGUGCUCAGUCGCACAAAGCAUUCCUACAUUUUGGGCUGCAUUAAGCGCUGUCGCUGCGAACUGCGACGUACGCAGAGUGUUCAGAGUCGGCUGCGCACCACCGUCGAUCAGACGACGUCCGAGUGUGGACUCAACUGAAAUUCGUUGCGUGGCGUUCGUACGUCGGCGCAGCAUAUACGUGAUUUGUAUGUGUAGGUGGUGUAAGCAUUUGCAUAUACAUACAUAUAUAUUUUUAUACGAUUUUUUGAUAAAUAUUUAGAAAAUAGAAGCCCAAAUAUUUAGUUUGGCUUAUUAUUUAAAGGUACAAAUGAUUGUUAUGGCCGCCGAAUGGGCGAAUUGGUGUGAAUGUUUCUUUGUAGUGGUGCACAUAAUGGACAAAACCAAAAAAAAAUUACCUUACUCAAUAUUUUAUCUAAUUUUUAAAGACAUGAAAUUCAAUGGAAAAG